Molecule: messenger RNA, 3788 nt
Organism: Amborella trichopoda
Lineage: Eukaryota; Viridiplantae; Streptophyta; Magnoliopsida; Amborellales; Amborellaceae
Gene: TMT1
Product: tonoplast monosaccharide transporter1
Biological process (GO): transmembrane transport
Cellular component (GO): membrane
Molecular function (GO): transmembrane transporter activity
Source: RefSeq, a predicted model, not a curated record
AGCAGAGGGGUCGCACCGAUGUACAGAUCAGCAGAGGGGCUACCCACCAGAAAUGGCCGCUCUAUCUUUCUCUCUCUCUCUCUCUAUUUUUAUAUGUUCUCUCCCUCUCUCGAGCUAUCACAUGUUUCACCUCCGCUUAUUUUGUACCCAUCCCAGACCAGGUAAGGAGGGAGCCAUGAAACCCAACCCCGCUUUGUCAGGUAGCUGAAAAAAAUGCCGGUAAUAUUAGAAGAGGAGAGGAAGAGGAGAGAGAGAGAGAAGUAUAACGCUUAAAAAUAACCAGGUGUAUCAAUAUGCUGACGCUCUUCUGACAUGACAGUUUUCAGUAUAGGAGCAUGGAAUUCGCAGUUGAAUUUCAGGGUAUGUAGUUGAUCGAGUUGUUUUAGGGUUCUGGGGGAAAUAAAGAGGUUUUUGGGGUUUUCCCUAGUGGAGAGUGUAGCGAAUUUUGGGGGGUCAAUUGAGAGAGAAUUUCAGGGGCUUUUGAGAGAAAAACGGAGCUGUUUUGGUUUUGAGCCAGAUUCUGUAGAAAUCAGGUGUUAUUUUGAGCUAACCUGUAAAUUUUUAGGGCAUAGAAAUGUCGGAGUUUUUUAAUUGAUUUUGAUCAGAUAGAAGGAGAUAGAGAGAUCUGUAAAGUAGUGGGAAUUUGAAUGCAGAACUUUUGAGAAUUUCGAAUGAAAAAUUGUGGAUGAUCAAAGACAUAACGGUUUUGAGUUGAAAUCCAGCUGUUCCUCAUGGAAAGGGGGAGUUGGAGGGUGACACGUGGGCUUUAAGGUGCAGGUGUUAUAACGGGAGCGCGCCAAGGGUUAAAGACUUUGUUAUUUAGUUCGAGUAUUAAUUUAUUUGUUUAGGGCUUUGUCUGGACCUAUCUAGCCAGCUUGCUGUACCAGUAUCUGUCUGGUUCCAAGCCUUAGGUCUCACAGAAACUUAGUAACGAGAACUUUAUAGCCUGAUCUCGAUCCAGAGCCAUUGAAGUACAGAGGAGGAGUUUCUCUGUUACUCUCAUAGGCAAGGACAAUAUUUUUUGUGAAUUCGAGGCUUAAUUAUAGUUCAAGAGAAUGAGAGGAGCUGUGCUUGUGGCUAUAGCCGCCUCUAUUGGCAAUCUUCUGCAAGGUUGGGAUAAUGCUACAAUUGCAGCGGCUGUACUUUACAUCAAAGAAGAAUUUGAUUUGGACAAUGAACCGACUCUUGAAGGCCUAAUUGUGGCCAUGUCACUCAUUGGAGCAACAAUUAUCACCACAUGUUCUGGACCGAUAUCAGAUUGGAUUGGUCGGCGCCCAAUGCUUAUUUUUUCUUCGAUUCUUUACUUUGUAAGUGCUUUGAUAAUGUUCUGGUCUCCAAAUGUUUAUGUCCUGCUCUUGGCAAGGCUCUUGGAUGGUUUUGGGAUUGGUUUGGCUGUCACCCUUGUUCCUGUUUACAUAUCCGAGACAGCGCCCGCAGAAAUACGAGGGCUCUUGAAUACACUUCCUCAAUUCAGUGGGUCAGGGGGGAUGUUCGUUACAUAUUGCAUGGUCUUUGGGAUGUCGUUGAUGGCCAACCCCAGUUGGAGGGUGAUGCUUGGGGUCCUAUUUAUUCCUUCUCUGUUUUAUUUUGCCCUGACUUUAUUUUACUUGCCUGAGUCUCCAAGGUGGCUUGUGAGUAAAGGGCGGAUGCUUGAGGCUAAGCAGGUCUUGCAAAGGCUCCGAGGAAGGGAAGAUGUAUCAGGAGAAAUGGCCCUAUUAGUUGAGGGGCUGGGGGUGGGAGGUGAGACCUCGAUUGAAGAGUACAUAAUCGGCCCUGGCACCGACCUCGAUGAUGACCGCGACCCUGCUGCUACCAAGGGUCAAAUCAAGCUCUACGGCCCCGAGCAAGGCCUCUCAUGGGUCGCCCAACCCAUUGCUGCAGGCCAAAGCACCCUUGGUCUGACGUCACGGCGAGGGAGCAUGGAAAUCCAAUCAAGUGUUCCUCUAAUGGAUCCUCUCGUUACCCUCUUUGGAAGCAUUCAUGAAAAGAUGCCACCUCCUGAGUCAGGAGGAAGCAUGCGAAGCAUGCUCUUCCCCAACUUCGGAAGCAUGUUUAGCGUAGCCGAGCAGGCACCUCCAAAGCAGGACCAUUGGGAUGAGGAAAGCCAAAGAGACAACGAAGACUAUGAUGCCUCUGAUGCAGAUGCAGGUGGGGGUGACUCAGAUGAUAACUUGCAAAGCCCAUUGCUCUCGAGGCAGACGACUAGCAUGGAGGGCAAAGACAUGGUCCAUGGGAGUGUGUUAAGCAUGAGGCGCCAUAGCAGUCUAAUGCAAGGCGGUCAUGAGUCGAUGGGCAUAGGAGGGGGUUGGCAAUUGGCUUGGAAGUGGUCAGAGAGAGAGAGAGAGGACGGCACAAAGGAAGGGGGCUUUAAGAGGAUAUAUUUGCAUGAAGAAGGGGUGCCUGGUUCAAGGAGGGGGUCAAUUGUUUCAUUGCCUGGUGGAGGGGAUGUAGGUGAAGGGGCUGAGUAUGUGCAUGCGGCUGCUUUAGUUAGUCAGCCUGCACUGUACUCGAAGGAGCUCAUGGCACAGGAUCCUGUGGGGCCCGCUAUGGUGCACCCAUCUGAGACUGCGAGCAAGGGACCCAGGUGGGCUGAUCUCUUGGAAGGGGGUGUGAAGCAGGCUUUGUUUGUUGGUAUUGGGAUCCAGAUACUUCAGCAGUUUGCUGGUAUAAAUGGGGUGCUCUAUUACACACCUCAGAUCCUUGAGAAAGCAGGUGCCGAGGUCCUCUUCUCCAGUUUGGGCAUUGGGUCUGACUCUGCCUCUCUACUCAUCAGUGCUUGCACCACCUUUUUGAUGCUUCCUUGUAUUGGCGUUGCCAUGAGGCUCAUGGAUAUCUCUGGACGAAGGACAUUGUUAUUGACGACGAUACCUGUGCUGGUGGUCUCACUCUUGGUGCUUGUAGUAAGUGACUCCUUCUUAGAUGAAGGUGUAGCACAAGCCGCCAUCUCAUGUCUUGGUGUUGUGGUCUACUUUUGCUUCUUUGUUAUGGGCUUUGGCCCCAUCCCCAAUAUCCUAUGCUCUGAAAUCUUCCCAACCCGAGUUCGAGGACUUUGUAUUGCCAUUUGUGCCCUAACCUUUUGGAUUGGAGACAUUAUCGUAACGUACACUCUCCCUUCGUUGCUCACUGCUAUUGGCCUCUCAGGUGUUUUCGGGAUUUACGCGGUGGUUUGCGUUAUAUCAUGGAUCUUUGUAUUCUUGAAGGUGCCAGAGACCAAGGGGAUGCCCCUUGAGGUUAUCACUGAGUUCUUUGCAGUAGGGGCAGCAGCAAAGAAGGCUGCCGGAAAUUGAUUUUUUUCCGGAUCACAUAUUUAAGAGGUCGCUUAUUCUCUCUACAUAUAUAUGCUCCUCAUCUCUCUCUCUCUCUAUCUCUCUAUCUCUCAGAACCCUAUUCUUUUCUCUCAAUCUGCAUAUGCACCCCAUCUCUUAUUUCUCUCAAUCUCUCUCUUGAUGAAGCAUGUUCUUUUGGGAUUUUCCUAAUGGGUUCGUGGGCCCCAUUUAAGGUUUUCCGGCUGUUUGGUGGCGUUGAAAUAUGGUGGUGCUGGUGGGUUUGGAUUUGAUGUUGGGUUGGGCAUUGUAGUCUUUGGGUUGGUGGAAAUGUGUUUUUUUUCUUUCUUGAAGGUGUUUGACGCAGGUAGAUGUGGUAUUUCCCCCAUUAAUUUGUUCUGUUUCAAUUAAAUUUGAAUUUUCAAAUGCUUUAGUUAUGUAGCCAUUAGAUAUGAGAGUUUGCUGAGGAACAACAGAGAUGAUAAAGUAACCUCACAGAAUUGCUAAGGCUUUUCAUCUUUUUUA